This is a messenger RNA of Ixodes scapularis (black-legged tick), 1219 nucleotides long. Its product is annotated as alpha- and gamma-adaptin-binding protein p34. The record is from RefSeq and is a predicted model, not a curated record. Bases 253 to 1140 code for a protein of 295 amino acids. NCBI's taxonomy places the organism in Eukaryota, Metazoa, Arthropoda, Arachnida, Ixodida, Ixodidae. The transcript is spliced from 8 exons.
UACAUGGAGCUCUGUUCAUUCAUGUACCCCUCGGGCACCUCGGGUUUGCGUCGUUCGCGUGCUCUUUCGACCACAUCUUGCGACUCUGGCAAUACUUGCAACUUGCGUUCUGUAUGUAAAAUUGGAUGAUAGAAACUGGUGAUCGCUACUCACGAAGUGACGAAGCGAUGUAUCAAGUUUGCCGCACUCCCCCAAGCACUCGGGUCUAAUUUUCUCUGCGUAUCUCCACCAAGUCAUCCGAACGCCAUCAAGAUGAACGGUAGGUUGGACGGAUGCUUGAUCGUCAGCUGUUGCGAAGACAGCCCCGAGGAGCUCAUCAAAGAAAUCGUGCACUCGGAACUUCCUGAACCCGCGCAAGUGGCCGACGACACCAAAGCCUUCCCGUGGCCGAUCGAGACCAAGUAUUACACUGCAACUAUCUACCUCCACAGCACUUCCGCGCCAGUGUCCCGUUACGAUGACUCGGCUGAAAACAUCCAUGGACUCAUCGUACUCUUCGACCCGGGACAGAAGGAGAGUCUAGAUUCGGCAGCCAAGUGGAUAGAAAAAUGCAGCUGCGAGGUUGUCCUCCUGGUCUGUGGCCGCUGUCCCGCUAACAAUGAAGCAGAUGGAAUGUCGAGGCAGCAAGUGCUCGAGUGGUGCAUUGACCGCGGAUGCGAGCUCAUCGAGACACGGCCGAACGAGGACGACGAUGAGGAAGAUGCCACGGGUGUGAAGAGGAUCGUGGAGGCACUUCAUGCUCACCCCUGGCCAAACCUGGAGAUGAAAGGUCGUAGCGACACGAGAACACGUUGCACGGUCCCUGACCGCCUUUCCUCUCUCCCCGCAACAGAUUCCACGAGACCAGGAGGAACACGUGAACGCUUGACGGCCAGAGGUGGUAGCGACGGCAGCCAGGCCGAACUCAUGACGGCACAAAGGGAGCUAGAGUUGUUCUCGGAGGCCAUGGCUGACGGAGACGACAUGUCGUUUGAAGAGCUCUUUGCAAAGUUUCAGGAUAUGAAAGUGGAGGCAGACAAGUUGUCUGGAGAAGACAGGAAGAAAUUUGCUGAAAAGGUUGCCGUUCAGUUCUGGAGAGCGUUCGGAGGCGAAGAAGACGAGGUCUGUGGCCUCAGCUCCGACGACGAGGCAGAGAAGUAGAGAGACAGCCUCCGCCGUCCUCUUCUGUACAUAAGAUUCCACUGUUGUCAUGCCAACAAUAAAGCCUGUAGAACCAUAA